Hordeum vulgare subsp. vulgare (domesticated barley) is the source of this 5353-nucleotide messenger RNA. Its product is annotated as putative disease resistance protein RGA1. Gene Ontology annotation, biological process: defense response to fungus. NCBI's taxonomy places the organism in Eukaryota, Viridiplantae, Streptophyta, Magnoliopsida, Poales, Poaceae. The record is from RefSeq and is a predicted model, not a curated record. Bases 143 to 4447 code for a protein of 1434 amino acids. Gene Ontology annotation, molecular function: ADP binding; protein binding. The transcript has 5 exons.
UUGAGGGACUUGAUACCGUCAAUAAAUAAGGCACGACUGCAUCAUUUUCGGUUUAUAUGCCACGAUCGACUCACAUGGGCUGAUUUGGGUUUCAGAAACACAACGGUACUCGCAGGAGAGAGCGAGAGCUUGCUGCGAAGCCAUGGCUGAAAUCGCGGGGAUUCUUGCGAGCGCCGUGGGGAGUCGAAUCGCUGGCAAACUUGGCGAACUAGCCACGGAGGAAGCCACUUUGCAGUGGCAGUUCAAAGAGGACGUGGAGGACAUGGCAGAGAAGAUGAAAGAUCUGGAGGCCGUGCUGCGUGACGCGGACGAAAGGUCACGCCGAGGAGGAUCAGAUGGCCAAGUUGUUGGGCGAUGGCUCACAAAAUUCAAGUCCCUCGCCUACGACGUUGAGGACGUCCUCGACGAGCUGGAAACUGCUGAUCUCAUCAAGGAGAGCCAAUCGGCGCUCAAGCUAUUCUUUUCCGGUAACAAUCAACUUCUCCAGCGGAUGACCAUAGCCCACAAUAUGAAGAACAUAAGAGAGGAAACAGACAAGCUAGAAAAACUGGGACAUAAACUCAAUCUUUUGCCUCAUGAAGCACUGACAGAAAGGAGCAGAAGCAAUGAAACAUUUGCAGCCAUCACUAAUGAAGGCAUGAAAACUGGAAUGGUGGGGAGGGAGACCGAAAAGGAAAAAAUAAUCAGCUUGCUAUUUAAAAGUGAAGGUGCCGAGGAUAUCUCUAUCAUUCCAAUUGUUGGGCUUGGCGGUCUAGGAAAGACAACAUUAGUUCAAUCAGUUAUUGGCGACAAGAGGGCCGGUGUCUUUGAUAUCCAAGCCUGGGUUCAUGUGUCUAAAGAGUUUGAUCUGCCCAAAAUUGGGAGGGCCAUCAUCAAAAGCAUAAAUAUUAGUGUCAACCUUAACGAUUGUAAUAUGCAUGUUUUACAAGAAAACCUGAGCAAGGAACUUGCUGGUAGAAGAUACUUGAUUGUUCUAGAUGAUCUCUGGGAAGAGGAUGGAAAGAAACUGGAGGAUUUAAAGGAGAUGCUACAACAUGGCUCUAGUGGUAGCAGGAUUAUAGUAACCACGCGAAACCAAAGAGUCGUGGACAAACUGCACACUGGUUUCCUUGCAAACCAAAGGAAAAUCUGCCCUGUAGCUGAGUCUGACCAAAUCAAUUUGGGCAUUUUAUCACGUGAUGACUGCUGGAAGAUGAUGAAGCAAAGAGCACUUGGUCCUGAUGAUGACCAAACUGGCCUAGAAAAAAUUGGUAUGCAAAUUGUUGACAAGUGCGGGGGUUUACCACUCGUGGUAAAUGCUCUUGGACAAGUAAUGUCGGAGAUACGGACAGUCAAGGCAUGGGAAGAUAUCAGAGACACCAAGAUCGAUUUAGGUUCUACAGAUCAAAAUGAGACAUUAGAGUGCCUCAUGCUGAGCUAUUACUAUAUGAAGUUGGACUUCAAGAUGUGUUUCACAUAUUUGGCUGUCUUCCCCAAGGGCUAUAUUAUGAACAGCGAUCAUCUAAUUCAGCAAUGGAAAGCUCUUGGAUAUAUUCAUGGAACUAAUGAUGGUCAAAGGUGCAUUAACUACCUUCUUGGGAUGUCCUUUCUCCACAUUUCAGGGUUUUCUUUGGUACGUCAUCUGAAUGACAUGGCUUCACAGGAUCUCAGCAUGCAUGAUUUGGUGCAUGAUCUUGCAUCAGUAAUUAUUGCUAAUGAAUCCCUUGUGUUGGAUUGUACUGACCAAAGGAAGUGGAAAAAAACACGUUAUUGCCGACAUGCACAGUUGAUCAACUACCAGAAUAAAUGCAAGGCUUUUAAAGAUCUGCCGAGCAAGAUUAGGUCACUGCAUUUUAGGGAUUCAGAAAAGGUGCAGCUCCACGCAAAAGUAUUUUCUCAGUCCAAGUAUGUACGUGUCUUGGAUUUAAGUGGAUGUUCAGUUGAAGGGCAACCUACUCCGAGCAGCAUAGUGUUGCCAUCUUCCAUUCAUCAACUAAAGCUACUUCGUUACCUUAAUCUCACAGGCUUGCCAAUUACAUCACUUCCAAACUCUUUCCGUAGACUUCGAAAUAUGCAAACUCUAAUUUUCUCCAACUGCUCGCUUCAAACCUUGCCCGAAAAUAUUUCGGGAUUCAACAAGCUUUGCUAUUUGGAUAUAUCUAGCAAUAUGAACCUCAGUAGGCUCCCGUCAUCAUUGGGGAAACUUUCCGAGCUCUCCUUCCUUAACCUAUCAGGUUGCUUUACACUCCAAGAGUUGCCUGAAUCAAUUUGUGAGCUUGAAAAUCUGCAGCACCUAGACAUGUCAAAGUGUUGUGCUCUUCAAAGUCUCCCUGAUAAAUUUGGUAGCCUGCAUAAGCUCAUAUUCCUAAACCUAUCAUAUUGUUACCAUCUUGCCAGACUACCUAAUGAUAUUAGCCUUGAGUGUUUAGAGCAUCUAAACCUAUCGGGCUGCCAUGCUCUAGAAACGUUGCCAAAAUAUGUCGGCAAUUUGCAGAAACUUCGAAUCUUAAACCUUUCCGAUUGCUACAAGCUGACAAUGCUGCCAGAAUCAUUUUGCCAACUUAGGUAUUUGAAACACCUCAAUCUUUCAGAUUGUCAUGGCCUCAAACAACUUCCUGAUUGUAUUGGUAACCUGGAUGAGCUUGAAUCCUUGAACCUAACAAGUUGUGCGAAGUUACAACAGUUGCCCGAGUCAACUGGCAAGAUGACUAAGCUGAAGCAUCUGAAUUUAUCAUACUGUAUAAUGUUAAGGAAUCUCCCAUCAUCGUUAGGCUGUCUUGAGCUUCAUGUAUUGGAAAUCACUGGUGGUACUCCUCUCUCUGAUCUGCCUGAUAGUUUUGGGGACAUGACAACCCUCACCCAACUUGUGGUCCUGGCAGGGCAUCAUAAGCUGAUUAGAAAAGCUCGGGAAAUGCAGAGGCGCCUAAAUUUAUCACCCCGUGGAAGACUUGAUAUACAAGAGAUAGACACAGGAUGUAGAAACAUAAUGGAUACUGCUCCACUGAGUUGUUGCGAGCUUGAUGUUGGAAAUCUUGCACAUGUCAGGCAACCGAAAGAUGUAGACACAGCCAAACUGCAUGACAGAAUGGACCUUCGUCUAUUAUCACUUAAAUGGAAAUUCGAAGGUACUAAGUUACCAGAGUUGAAUACUAUUGCAGCAGGUAAAUCUGUGUUGGAGAGGCUCACACCACCUCGAACUCUUGAACACCUUAUAUUAAGUGGAUACAUGAGCAAAGAAUUUCCCAACUGGAUGUCUUGCAUCUCGUCCUCCCUUCCGUUUCUCACCUACCUCAUGCUUUCUAACCUUGGAAGAUGUGAUGUUCUUCCACCAAUUGGGCUGUUGCCGAAUUUGAGGUGUUUAUAUAUGGUCAAUAUUCCUAACAUCAGGAAAAUUGGCAAGGAAUUCUAUGGAGAGGGCAAACCUUGUCUCAAAUUAAGAUGUAUACAGUUGGAGAAGAUGGAUAAUUUGGUGGAAUGGUGGACCACACAAUCAGGUGAAGAUAAUGAUGAGUUCUUAAUACCUAAUUUGCAUAAGCUAGAUUUAUUGGACUGCCCAAGGUUGAAGUUCAUGCCAUAUCCCCCAAGAAGUAUUGAGUGGAUGUUGGAGAACAGUGACGAGGUGUUGCCAGAACGAGGGUUUGGGAGGCUUAUGUCUUCUACUCUUCCUUAUGGUAUGGGCAUGAUCAAUUGUAAUUUUUCUCAAGACAAGUGGAAGAGACUUCAACACUUUCCCAGUCUUGAUAGUCUUGAACUUACCUCCUCCAACUUUCGGGGUGCCUUCCCAAAUGCCAUUCGAUGCUUGACCUCCCUCAGAGAACUAACGAUGACGUCCAUGAAUGACCUGGAGACAUUGCCAGAAUGGUUGGGGGACCUCGUUUCUCUAGAAUGCUUUAGCAUUAAAGAUUGCAGCCGUGUAACACUUUUGCCUGAAAGCAUGAAGAACCUCACUGCUCUCAAAAUACUUGGUUUGCAUAGAUGCCAAGGCCUGAAUACAUUACCAGAUUGGUUGGGGCAUCUCACUUCUCUGGAACACAUGCAGAUCGAAGACUGCUGCAGUCUAUCAACACGUUUGCCUGAAAGUAUGAUGAACCUCACUGCUCUGAGACUCCUCCUCUUGAAGGGAUUGGAGAGACUAGAAAUAUUGCCAGAAUGGUUGGGACAGCUCGUUUCCCUACGAGACAUGUACUUCUCUCGCAGCCCCAAGGUUACAUCUUUUCCCGAGAGCUUACAAAACCUAACCGCCUUACUGGAGCUACAGAUUUGGAACUGUCCAAGACUGAUAAGGAGGUGCCAAGGGGAGGAUGCCUACAAGAUUUCUCACAUACCAACAGUGCUAUUGAAUGGAAAAAGAUUCAGGGGCGGCAUCGGAGAGCAUGGCUUGGGCUUGUCUUGCCUUACAACCCCAAGCCGUCCCGAGAACAGCUUCGUUCUCGACCGCUUUACCCAUCACGGCAAAUCAAGAGGGUGAAAAGCUCAUCUCUGCUCUGCUCUGCUCCACCAGGCGUCUUAAGCAGUGACCUGCAGGGAAGAGAUUCUGAUGACCAAUGUUGGGUCCUCCGUCGGGCGGCUGCCAAAGUACCAACGGCACCACCGAGCAACGUUGGGGACUGUCGCCGUCACCGUCGCAGUCCCUGUUGCCUGCAUGGGCAUCCUACUGCGAUCGGGCGCCCCUUCCCGGACCUUGAGGCAGCUGCCACUGUCAUACACCAUCACCAGGUAAACGGGAGGAAUAAUAUUCCGAUCACCUCCGUGUAGCGGAUAGUGCCUGUCCGGCUGCCCCGAAGCCGUUUGAGCUGUCCUACAGGGGCCGGUUCCCGAUGCUAUUAACGACCGGUGAGCUUGGCACCGGCGCCACGAGGAACUGGAUGCUGUUCAACAACAACUACAUGGUGCAGGUGGACGGGGCUUUGUGCCUGGCGAUCCGGCCUACUGGGCCCGGCGGCAUGCCGGUGGACGGCGAGCCGGCGGUGGCAAUCGGCACGAAGCAGCUGGAGUGUUCGACGUGGAGAAGCAUGUGCUCGGGUUCAGCAUGCUGCUGGACUUCUCUUUGUCCAGUUGUAAGCUCCACGUUCUUCAGGAACUAGACAGCGCACCUCUCACUUGAGCAACCGCCUCCAAUUAAGUACCAAUCAUUAUACUUCAAAAAUGCUAAACAUAUAAAGAGUUACACAUGGUUACACGCUGGUUAGGAUUCUUUCUUCCUAACUAAUCUCUUUCCCCUAAUUUUUAAAGGGAUGGGGCCUCAUUCCUCUUAACCUCCAAUCAAAAUCCACCUGCCUGUGAAACCCCUGUAAGUUUAUGUACGUGUAGCAUUACUGAUUGUACCCCCAAGCAGUGCACAGUAAAACAAGUUCUUGUUGGCGUCUUAAUAAGA